GGCGGCAUGGGCCAGAUCUUCCGCCGCCGCCUGGGCGAGCAGGCCGCCGCUGCCGCCAACGCCAACAUCCUGGCCAUCGGGGGCCGCACCGCCGGCUUUGCGCCCUCGGACAGGGCCCCCAUUACCAACUUUGGCGGCGUGACCCGCUUUGACAACAACGGUGUGGGCUUCAACGGCGGCCUGACCACCAGCUUUGACAACUUUGGCAACCCCGUCACCAACGAGGGCGGCAUGGGCCAGAUCUUCUGA
Molecule: messenger RNA, 249 nt
Organism: Monoraphidium neglectum
Lineage: Eukaryota; Viridiplantae; Chlorophyta; Chlorophyceae; Sphaeropleales; Selenastraceae
Exons: 1
Source: RefSeq, a predicted model, not a curated record